This is a messenger RNA of Conger conger (European conger), 3093 nucleotides long. RefSeq names its product sine oculis binding protein homolog (Drosophila) a (gene sobpa). The record is from RefSeq and is a predicted model, not a curated record. Gene Ontology annotation, cellular component: nucleus. Lineage: Eukaryota; Metazoa; Chordata; Actinopteri; Anguilliformes; Congridae. Gene Ontology annotation, biological process: animal organ development.
UUAAGAGCCAGAAGAUGGCUGUCUUGACCGGGCAUCGCGUACCUUCAACGGCAUCACCAACUUCGCCCGGGCUAUUCUCACGGCUGACACCCGUCGCUCUGCUGCUCUGAAGCGGCCCCGCUGGACCCCCCCGUGGGGCUGCCCCCACCGCAAAUAUUGACCGAGAUAAUAGAAGAAAUGGCAGAGACGGAAAAAGAGGGUAGACCCCCCGAAAAUAAAAGGAGCAGAAAACCGGCUCACCCGGUGAAGAGGGAAAUCAACGAGGAGAUGAAGGUGCGAGUGGGGCAGGCUCAGCCACAGGGAGGCGAGGCGGGGGAUCUCCAUGGCAACCCGUCCUACCCCAUGAGUUUCGCCGAGAACACGAUGAACGAGCUCCUGGGCUGGUACGGGUACGACAAGGUGGAGCUGCGCGACUCUCACGACCUGGAGAUCCCCAACUACCCCGACGGGGAGGCGCGCCAGCACAUCUCCGUCCUGAAAGAAAAUUCUUUGCCAAAACCCAAGAGUCUGGAGGAGAGCUCCGGCUCCCCGAAUUUCGCCAACAGCUCCCACGCCCCGCCCAACCCCAGGAACGGCGUGUCCGAGCCGACCGCCGCUCCCUCCUCCUCCUCUUCCUCCUCCUCCUCUUCCUCCUCCUCCUCCUCCUCGUCCAGUGCCAAGGAGCACGGGAACGUCCCCAUCAUCGUUCCACUGAUCCCGCCCCUCAUCAAACCGCCCGCAGAGGAGGACAUGUCUAACGUGCAGAUCGUGUGCGCGUGGUGUCAGAAGGUGGGGGUGAAGAGGUACUCCCUCAGCAUGGGCAGUGAGCUGAAGAGUUUCUGCAGCGAGAAGUGCUUCGCCGCCUGCCGCCGGGCCUACUUCAAACGCAACAAGCUUGGAUAUAUCCGCCAUUACCCUGCGCGAGACGAAGACGGCCAUGCUGAGAAAUUUCCCCAGCAGAGCUUUGGUCAGGACACGCCCAGGCUUGUCUUCAAGAUUAACAGCGAUGUUCUUGUGUGUGACUGGUGUAAGCACAUCAGACACACUAAGGAGUACCUGGACUUCGGGGCGGGCGAGCGCAGGCUGCAGUUCUGCAGCGCCAAGUGUCUGAACCAGUACAAGAUGGACAUCUUCUACAAGGAGACGCAGGCGGCCCUGCCGGGCGGGCUGGGCAUGGAGGGCAAGCCGGACGGCGGAGGGGUGCAGCUCCUCACCCCCGACUCCUGGAACACCCCGCUGGGGGACCUGCGGCGCAAGGCUCCGUCCCCGGGGGGCCCCUCGGGCUCCAGCUCGGCCUCUCCGUCCGAGUCCAGCUCCGCCGUCUGCCCCUCGUCCUCCGCCGGGAAGGUGCCCACCCCGGGCCCCCGGCCCCACGACAGCCCCACGCUGGCCCCGCCCAUUCCCACGCUGCACCCCCCCAUGGGGGUCCCGCCGGGCAGCCCGCCCAUGGUGAUGACCCCCCGCGGGCCCGUGCCGCUGCCCUUCUUCAUGGAGCACCAGAUGAUGCAGCAGAUCCGGCCGCCGUUCCUCCGGGCGCCCCCCGCACCAGCGCCCGGCCCCAACAGCCCCCUCUCCAAUCCCAUGAUCCCCGGCAUCGGGCCGCCCCCGCCCCCACGGACCCUGGGCCCGCCCUCCAGCCCCCUGCACCGGCCCAUCCUGUCCCCCCACAUCCACCCGCCCUCCACCCCCACCCUCUCGGGGAACCCCGGGAUGAUGCCCCCGCACCCGGGCGCCCACCUCUCGGGGCUGCCCUUCCCCCCCGUCAACAUGAUGCACAACGGCCACCUGCCCCCCAUGCCGCCCGUCAUGAACUUUGGGGUGCCCUCCCUCGCCCCCCUGGUGCCCCCGCCGACCCUGCUGGUGCCCUACCCGGUCAUCGUGCCCCUCCCGGUCCCCAUACCCAUCCCCGUGCCCAUCCCCUUCAGCCCCAAGGCCUCGGGCGAUCGCCACGACAACGGCGACACCAUCCCGAGCGCGUCGAGGGAAGGGGGCGAAUCCAAGGGCCCCGGACUGUUCUCCCCCGGAGGAGGAGGAGCAGGAGGAGGUGGGGGAGGAGGAGGAGGGGGUGGAGGUGAGAGCGGGGACUCCAAGCAGGGGCCCCCGAAAUCCAACGACCUUUCGCCCGGCGUGUCGGGACACUUGCUCUCCAGGACCACGCCGCCGGAGCAGUGCAGGACUGACGGAGUGGACCUGACGGUGAAGUCGGAGACUCCCGAGAGAUCCCGCCUCUCCCUGCCUUUGCACCUCCCCCUGCCCGCCCUGGCCUCUCCUCAGGCCCCACCCCAGGACGGGGUGAUAGACCUGACGAUGGGCCGCCGCGCGCGGCUACAGCAGGUGAUCCAGCGGGCGGCGCCCAGCGUGCAGGUGAAGCUGGAGCCUGAGCCCCAGAACAUGCCAAGCCUGGCGUACCCGGGCGAGCCGGGGCGGGGCGGGGCCAUAGUUUUAGGGGGUGUAGCCUCAGCCGUAGGGGAGGAGCAUAGAGACUCAGAGGACCCUGUUACCCUAUCGUUACCCCUGCCAUGCGGGGACCCCGCCUACUGCCCCCCUCCCUCUGCUGCCGUGCCGCCCUCCCCUCCCGCGCCCCAGCCACCGCCCACCCUGCCCCACCACGCCCAACACCCCCCCGCCCCAGACUCCGCGCACUCCGCCCCGUGCAACGUCAUCGUCAACGGCACCCGCUCGCCAGACCCCGCUCGGAGGCCCACGCCCGUCACCGCUGGCGCCACGGUGACCGGCGUUGCCGCAGCAACCAGCGAGGAGCCGGCGGUCAGCGAGCUGGAGUCGGUGAAGGAGAACAACUGCUCGGGCGCGGAGCGGGACGCAGGUAAGAAGUCCCUGUUGUCGUCGUUGGCGGAGGAGGCCGCGGCGGCUGCCGCCAUUUUGGGUGGUGGCGGCGGGACCGGUGGGGACAAGCAGGACCCGGGGUGCCUGAACGAGGACGACCACGCCUACGCCCUGCCGCUGCUGCCCAAGGCCGGCUGCGUCAUACAGGCCCUGCCCAAGCCCAGCGACAAGACCGCCAUCGCGGCUCCGCCCCUGUCCGGCCCCGGGGCCACCGACCAGCAGCCGCCCAUAAAGAGGAGGUGCCUGCGAAUUCGCAAUCAGAACAAAUGA